Aspergillus luchuensis is the source of this 357-nucleotide messenger RNA. RefSeq lists its product as uncharacterized. The transcript is spliced from 2 exons. NCBI's taxonomy places the organism in Eukaryota, Fungi, Ascomycota, Eurotiomycetes, Eurotiales, Aspergillaceae. The record is from RefSeq and is a predicted model, not a curated record. Bases 1 to 357 code for a protein of 118 amino acids.
AUGGGCCAGAGACAUAAUCGACGUCGCACACGACCCCGAUCUCGAAACCGCAGCGUCGAUCCUCUACAUCUUCCGUCACACCCUUUUUCACGACCUGUCAAUACCUGCGCUCCAGCUGUUCCCUCCGCUUUCGACUGUCCUGAAAUACCCGCCCCGACCUGGCACUAUGGGCAUUUGCUAGGGCAGAAGCGUGAUCGUGCGCUGAGGAUGGAGGCUUCUACGCUGGAGGCGGAACAGUAUCGUCUCUUUGGCGGUGUCCCGGGCGACGAUGUUGGUCUCUGUUAUCGCAUGUUGGAGUACUUCGGUGGACUCGACUAUAUCGAUUGUCCACAGUCCUUAAACGCACUACCUGGGUGA